Zophobas morio is the source of this 1788-nucleotide messenger RNA. RefSeq names its product potassium/sodium hyperpolarization-activated cyclic nucleotide-gated channel 1-like. The coding region runs from base 1 to 1788 and encodes 595 amino acids. Gene Ontology annotation, molecular function: voltage-gated potassium channel activity. The record is from RefSeq and is a predicted model, not a curated record. Gene Ontology annotation, cellular component: HCN channel complex. The transcript has a single exon. Lineage: Eukaryota; Metazoa; Arthropoda; Insecta; Coleoptera; Tenebrionidae. Gene Ontology annotation, biological process: regulation of membrane depolarization; sodium ion transmembrane transport; potassium ion transmembrane transport.
AUGAAGUUUAAGCAACAAAUACGACACGAAUGUACCCUCAGCAAAGAACAAAAAGGGGAUAUCCUGAGGUCCCCUUACUCCUCCCCCAUACGUAAAUUAUCUUUUUGGUAUCAGAGCUUCAGAACGGUUGAUAAGAGUGAGGAAAGUAUCCCGUACUUUCGAAGCCAAUGUGCUUUCCUCAAAGAAAAGAAGCGGCAUUUACUGACUGAAGAGUAUAAAUCGAUCUUGCAUCCUUUCAGCCAGAUUAUUCGCAAAAAGCGAGUGAUAAUGUUCUUUAUGUGGUUGACGUCGUUCGUGAUGGACCCCUAUUUGGGGACUUUCUAUGCGAAGAUUUACCUUCACCCCGACAGAGGAAUACUACCGUUCGACUUCAUCCAAGGAAUUAUGGCUUGUUUGUACUUGAUUGACGUGAUAUCGCGAUUUUAUACCGGCUAUUUCAUAGAAAUGACAGGAGUGGUGGUUCUGGAGCCGAAAAAAAUCUACAAUCACUACUUGAAGACUUACUUUUUCUUCGACUUUUUCGGUGUGGUGCACAUGUUCUUCAUGUUAGUGUUGCGUCGGUACUUGUCUUUGAGAGCCCAGGUGCUCAUCUACCCUAUGGUCAGCAUCCGUGUAGUACGCUUAAUAACGCUGUUGUAUAACUUUAACGUAGUGUUGCGAGAAUUCAGAUGCCGCGAAGUUGCCAGGAAAAUAUACACGACGGUCCUCUUCUCCGUCUUGCUUAUCCACUGGUCUACGUGUCUCAUAGCUCUGGUGCCUGCGAUUCGCGAGAUCCACGACCACCUUAGCAGGGAGUCUUGGUUGGCAUCCUUGUACAUGAACCGCCAAAACAUUCUAGUCGCCGAGGAAGCAAACGUAACCCGCGCCUUGGCAUCCGAGAUAUUCUACGGCAGCUUCGUCGACUACCUCGACCACGUCCAGAUCGUCAUCUGCCACUUCUUCGGCGCCGGGGUCGGCGCAUACAGAACCCACGACGCUCUCGAGAGAAUGCUCUUCUCCUUCAUCCUCAUGGCGGGUCUCAUGUACUGGACCACUGUGCUCGCGCACAUCCUCCAGAUUUUCGGGACCCUCAACAUCUCGGAGUCGAAAUUCGAAGAACUCUCCAUGGAAGUGAAGCACCUGAUGGUCAUGAACCGGUUCCCCAAAAGGUUGAGAAAGCGCAUCCGGAAAUACUACACACUCAAGUUCGACAGAAAGUUUUUCUCGGAAACGAUUAUUUUGGACACGCUAUCGGAACAUCUCCGGAUGGAAGUCCUUCUUUAUAGCUGUCAGAUUCUGAUCGAGAAGGUGCAGAUCUUCAAAGGACUAUCCAGAGCCGCGGUAGGGAGCAUGCUGGCUUUCUUGCAACAGGAGAUUUAUCUUCCGGGGGAUGUGAUCAUGUCGAACGACGACCCAUUGACCAGCAAAAAGCUGUAUUUUGUUUUGUAUGGGACGUGCAUGGUAGUGGCGGCGGAGAGGAUAGAAGCGAUGCACAUAGAAGAUGGGUUUCAAUUCGGGGAGCUGGCGCUGAGCGAACCGAAUCGCAUCCAGGUGUUGUACCAAGUGGAGGCGAUAGAGCCGGUGGCGAUCUACUAUUUGGACGAACGGGAUCUGGAAUAUUGCAGCCAGCAUUAUCCAGAGAUCCAUAACAAACUAGGUUUGUUGAUGAAGAUGAAGAUGGAGAAUUACAGGGGUAUUAUGUCGGUGGUGGAACUGGGGACGAGGAGGAUAUUCGACAACGACAUUAUCGCCGAACUGAGAAUCGGGAGGAUAUUGCAUCGCGGGGUAAAGCGAGAACAAGUGUCCUAG